CCUGGAGUUUAUUAUUUCCUGGUUGGUGUGAUAUUGUUGGAAAAUCAUGUGAUGUUGCCUGGAAUGCAGCAGCAAAUAUAUUUCCUGCCAGGGCUACGGAUCAAUUGAAAAGGGCUACGUAACUGGGAAACUAACAGACUGGAAUGUUGAUACGACACACGCAACACACGCAGCGUGUACUGGCUCAUUCAAACUUAACUCUUUAGCUGCCACAAGAAGUCCAUGGUGACACAGCAUGGAAACACACCACGGGGAUCGGACAUACAGACAUGUGUUGGAUAUUGGAUUCCCACACACAUAUCAUCUACUACUGAGUAUUUUAGUUUCCCUAUGUCGGCUAGAGUGAAGCAUCUCCAGAUUGAAUCACAUGGGACUGGAUGCUGGACACAUGUAGUGACACCUUAGUGACACCUAUAGCUCCAGCUUGUACUAGUAGUUAGACAACUCUCUCACUCGUCCACCAUGACACAAAGCGAUGACGUUGACCCUGACUUGCCCUCUCAGGACAAGGCCAAGGAGUUCUACGCCAAGUAUGAACCCAAAGAAGUUCUUGGAAAGGGUGUGUCGAGCACAGUGAGACGAUGUGUGGAGAAGGCAUCAGGGACAGAGUACGCUGUCAAGAUCAUCGACAUCAGCGGGGAGAAGGGGGAGGAACACCAGGUGGAACAGCUGAGACGCGACACCUCUCGGGAGAUCAACAUCCUGCGCAUGUGUGCCCGGACACCCACAUAUCAACACCCAUAUAUUAUUGAGCUCCAUGAUGUGUUCGAGACACCUACAUUUAUCUUCCUGGUGUUUGAACUUUGUAAGAAGGGGGAGCUGUUCGACUACCUCACAGAGGUUGUGUCAAUGUCAGAGAAGAGGACACGGAUCAUCAUGACCCAGCUACUCGACGCGGUAGAGUACGUCCACUCCAAGAACAUCGUACACCGCGAUCUAAAGCCAGAGAACAUUCUACUGGAUGACAAUCUGAAUGUGAAGCUGUCUGACUUUGGCUUUGCUACAGUACUGGCUCCAGCUGAAGAACUCACAGAGUUGUGUGGUACCCCUGGCUACCUGGCACCGGAGGUUCUCUCAGUGUCCAUGUACGACAACGUGCCAGGGUACGGCAAGGAAGUAGACAUGUGGGCAUGUGGAGUCAUCAUGUAUACACUGCUGUGUGGAUCUCCGCCGUUCUGGCAUCGGAAGCAGAUGAUGAUGUUGCGAGCUAUCAUGCAGGGUAACUACCACUUCAACAGCCCCGAGUGGGACGACAUCACAGAACCUCCUAAAGAACUGAUCUCCAAGCUGCUGGUGGUGAAUCCGUCACAGCGGUUCACUGCAAAGGAAACUCUAGCACAUCCAUUCUUCAAGAGAGAGUUUGGUCCUGUGAAGAAGUUCCAUGCUAGAAGAACAUUCAGGGCUGCAAUCUUGUGCACAAGAUUCUUCUUCCGUUUAAGGCAUUUUUACGAAAACCCACCCCCUAUAUCAUUGGAUGUGGUGACAACUAACCCGUACAGCGUCAAAUUGUUCCGGAAGCUGAUAGAUGGAUGUGCAUUUGGAAUGUAUGGACACUGGGUUAAAAAGGGAGAUAACCAAAACCGAGCAGCUCUGUUCGAGCAUUCUCUACGAGAUGACUGGAAGAAUGAUGUGAAACUUUAAUGACAUGUUGUGCUUAGAAUUGUUCAAUUUCUAUGGAGAAUUCAUCAAAAGUACUCCCUAGCUGCUCACGGUUGAACAAUGGAUGUGGAUGUGACCCAUACCUCAUACUAUUACUGUAGAGUUGACUCUCCUGGUGUUGUCAGUGGAUGUCAUGUUAACAUGUUUUACAGCCCCAUCGUUCCUGCAUCUCGGUGUGCAUGAAACAGGAAUCGGAUUCCUGGAUCACUCGCUGACUGGAUUGCCAGUCUCACCUCUGCAUUGUUGCCUGCGCACAAUUCUCCAAAUGUGGUGCCACUGUACCACUACAGAUGCCUCGGAUAAACGGGGAAUUGUUUCUGACUAGAACAUGUCCGCUUCAGUGUGUAACAGCGUUCUGUGAUACAGCCCUUUGCCCUACACCUUUCCUCUCUAUAAUUAAUUAACACAUACUCAGAAUUCAGUGAGUUCGGUGAAGUGAAUGGUUAGGGUGUCGGAUUGUUUAUUCUCAUACUGGAUUGGAUUUGAUGCUGUCUGGAUGCAGUCUGUGGAAAUACUGACCAAGUAGGAGUUGUAUGUAAUGGAAAGUCCAACAUGGAUACAGUCGGUGAAGAUACCAGCCCUGUAGAAGUGGUGUGUUACCCAAUCUAAAGCCCAAGUUUGAAAAGGAUGCAGUCGGUGAAGAUACCAGCCCUGGUAGAAGGAGUGUGUUACCCAAUCUAAAGCCCAAGUUUGAAAAGGAUACAGUCGGUGAAGAUACCAGCCCUGUAGAAGUGGUGUGUUACCCAAUCUAAAGCCCAAGUUUGAAA
Molecule: messenger RNA, 2426 nt
Organism: Haliotis rubra (blacklip abalone)
Lineage: Eukaryota; Metazoa; Mollusca; Gastropoda; Lepetellida; Haliotidae
Product: phosphorylase b kinase gamma catalytic chain, skeletal muscle/heart isoform-like
Exons: 14
Coding region: 463-1641 (392 amino acids)
Biological process (GO): glycogen biosynthetic process; protein phosphorylation
Cellular component (GO): phosphorylase kinase complex
Molecular function (GO): ATP binding; phosphorylase kinase activity; calmodulin binding
Source: RefSeq, a predicted model, not a curated record